Penicillium longicatenatum is the source of this 1395-nucleotide messenger RNA. RefSeq names its product putative ubiquitin conjugating enzyme E2. The record is from RefSeq and is a predicted model, not a curated record. NCBI's taxonomy places the organism in Eukaryota, Fungi, Ascomycota, Eurotiomycetes, Eurotiales, Aspergillaceae. The coding region runs from base 1 to 1395 and encodes 464 amino acids. The transcript is spliced from 3 exons.
AUGGUUUUGAAACUACGCCGGCUGGCGGCAGACCACGCCGCUCUGCAUUCAAAGCUCCCGCCGUACUAUCUCUUGCAGCCGGAUGAUGGCCACUUCGCCGCAGCAGAUGACCUAUCGCAGGUGACCAUCCUGCUUACUGGCCCACCAGGAACUCCCUACUCAGAAGGCCUGUGGCGGUUACAAUUGAAGAUACCAGAGGAUUAUCCCAACAGUCCGCCCAAGGCGACAUUUCGGACCCGCAUAUGGCAUCCCAAUGUCGAAGAGAUGACAGGUGCGGUCUGUGUGGAUACACUGAAGAGAGACUGGCAGUCCAAAUUGACCCUUCGAGAUGUUUUAAUUACAAUCUCUUGUCUUCUCAUCAACCCCAAUCCAGACUCGGCUCUCAACUCCUCCGCAGGAAACUUGCUCCGCGAGGACUACAAUGUUUUCGCGCACCAGGCGAAACUGAUGACCUCCAUCCACGCUCCAAUCCAACCUGCCCUCCAAGACGCCGUUAACGAAGCAAAGCACCGUGGCGAAGAUCCCGGCACUAUGCACCGGGAACCAGAUACCCAGCACCAGCGCCCACGAAAACAACAGCGCAUCCAGACCGGCACAACCAUGAAAAACAAUCGACCUCCAUCCGAAUACAUCCCACACCCACCCCGCGACAUUGCUACCCACGCACAUCCAGUUCCCGAAGAUGACCCCAUGCAAAUGAGUGACGUCGACGACGAGAACGACGAUCUGGAAAGUGCAAGCAAGGAAAACAAUCCCUCUCUCUCCCCAACACCCGUCCGCCUUGCACCACCCUCAAGUCCCCGCAAGAAUGCUUUCGGGAAACGACCUCUGUCCGUCCUCUCACUGGCCUACCCCGAAGACCCAGACACAGAAAUGAUGCUAGUAGACUCGGAUUCCGAACCCGAAAACGGAACCGAUACACCUGCAACAAACAUGAGCUUCAGCUCCUCCGACAAAAAUAUCGCCGCCAAUACAUCCUCUUCCACAUUCUCUCGCUACGCACGUCACUCCCCCUCCAUGUCCCCACAGCGCAAAAACCCCAAACUCGCUCUGAGCAGAAGAGCUAAUACACCCACCCGUUUCCGCGAGGAUGUCCAGAUCUACGAGGACGUUCCGGAUCGCACGUUAACCGAUAUCUCCCGCCGAUUUGGCGGCGACGGGAAGGAGAACCGUGAUUCUGUUGUGCCUCGUGCCUUGAAGGAUAUUCGUGGUCUACAUGCUGAGAGGGCCGCACCCCCUGCAAACACCCAAGCAAUGCAAUCAGGUCACCCGCCGAACACUACGACGUCCUCGGUAUCAAAGCAAUCGCCGUCGAAGGUCUCGAAGAAAGUCCUCGGUCUACGGAAGGGAGCUAUGCCGAAGGUCAAGCCCCGGAUUGGCCUACGACGACUUUGA